AACAACCACUUCCUCUGGUCAAGUAGGCGUUAACAGUAACAAAACGUCAUUUACGCGCGAAAAAAAGUUGUCUUUACUUUUGUGUAGUUUUGUUUUGUUCCGGUUUCAGUUGUUUUACCUGCAGAUUUCGGUUUGAGACGUUUUCUGUUGAGUUCCCAGCAGAUAUAUUAUUGUUAUACGGUCACUGUGCACGACAGCAUUGGGAUUUACACGUGAUAAUAGAGUGUAAAGGAUUUACACGUGAUUACACGUCCAAACCUUCAGGUGAGGAGGUCACUGGGGCAACACGUGGGAAAAUGAGUCGCUACUUCACAAGACUACGUGUGAGAAGAACUUACACAUGGUCCGGAAAUCCCAUAAGUGAAGACAGAAAGUUAAAGAAACUCUUCUAUGAGUGUUUGAGCGUAUCUACGGAGGGAAAAGUGGACGAUACGGUGGUUUCUGUAGGUCAGUGUAUUCUGAUUGAAGGGGAGCAUGAUGACAGCCCGUUUGUCGCAAAGCUCCUCAAGCUUUACUCUGAUGACUCGGGGAAGCAGAAGAAGGCGAUGGUGCAGUGGUUUGUGCGGAUGUGUGAAAUACCCCAGAACAAAAGGAAGCUCCUGGGGCGGGACGCUCAUCCACAAGAAAUCUUUUAUUACCAGGAUCGCUCGUGUGAUAACGAGGUGGACGCUGAGACCAUCCUAGGAACAGUCCAGGUUCGACACCUUCCUGCCGAAGCUCCUUUCCCAGACGAUAAGAGCAAAAACACUCUGUUUGUUAAACUUCAGUGGGACACGAAGAACUUUCAAGUCCUGGAUCCUGAGUUGAUGAAACCUCCUCAAAGCCCAAAAUCUCCCCCACCGGCCCGGCAUGCACCACGACUCCGUGCUCUCCCCACCCCGGACCCCGGCGUGAUAAAGCGGGCCAUGUCCGGCGUGAACACCCGCGGGAGCAUGAGCACCGGUAAGAUGGGUUCCACCGGGGCCGAGUCGGCUCACUCCGCCUCCAAACUGUCCGCCGCCAAACUGCUGAACGUGAAGAGAAGAGGCCGAGUCUCCUCCAACCCGAACAUCCGCAAGAAGCUCGACCUGUGCAGUCCGACGAAGAAACUAAGCAGAGACGAUGCCCUCGGGGAGACGUCGGACGACGACCAGGAGACGGAGGAAGUUCUGGCCAGCAAACUCGCCGCUUCUCCACCUCGUCGUAUCUCCAUCUCCAUCCGUCUGACCCCGCUCCCUAAAAUCAUCUCAAGAAAGACUUCAACUGAGAGGGAGAAUCUGUCCAUCCGUCCUCUUCAGAGCCCCGAACAACCCGAUCACUCUGCUUGUGACGACACGUCCACCAGGGACUUGCUUGGAGUCGAGCCUCUGGAAGACGACGUGUUCGAGGCCGAAGCACUUAUCGGUAAUGGCAGGACUCCUCGUAGGAGAGAGGCCACUCCCAGGAGAGCAGGUCUGAGGGGGAACAACUCGAGAACUCCGUCUAGGAAGAGAGAGUCGGCUUCAGGCCGAGAGCCUGCGCUUGCUGUGCUGGCUGAAGAAGAGCACGAAGACUCACCUGAACAGACUACUGCCACUCCACGGUCCAAGAGGAAAUCCGCUCAGCUCGUGUCCUCUCUCAUUCGAAAGCAGCUCCGUGAUGAGCUGCAGUCUGACGGGGAAGACGCAGAUGACGACGGCUGCUUCAUGCCUUCGAAGCUCGACCUGGAGAGCAGCAGCGAAGAGGAAGAGGAAACGAAAAUGGACAGUGAAGACGAGCUCGUAGUGAAGAGGACUAGGCGGUCGGCGGGUCCAAGAACGCCGUCUACCGAAAAGACUCGGGCUUCAGCGAGAACCCCUCGCAAAACUCCGAACAAGAAGUCUGCUCCUCACACUCCCCGAACGCCUCGGCACGCCACUCCCAGCAUUCCUAGCAGAAGCCUGCCGGCCAGGAAGCCUGGAAACGUAUUGGAGGAAGCGAGGGCAAGGCUGCAUGUAUCUUCAGUCCCCGAGUCUCUGCCAUGUCGAGAGCAGGAGUUCCAAGAUAUCUACAACUUUGUGGAAAGCAAGAUCAUGGACGGCACUGGAGGGUGUAUGUAUAUCUCAGGUGUUCCUGGCACAGGGAAAACUGCCACAGUGCAUGAGGUGAUCAGGUCUCUGCAGCAGGCAGCAGAGCAGGAGGAGAUCCCACCGUUUCACUUCAUAGAGAUCAACGGCAUGAAGAUGACCGACCCACACCAGGCCUACGUCCAGAUUCUUCAGAAACUAACAGAUCAGAAAGCGACACCAGAUCAUGCUGCUGCCUUGCUGGAGAAACGCUUCAGUACGCCAGCACCAAAGAAAGAGACCACAGUGCUGCUGGUGGAUGAGCUGGAUCUUUUAUGGACCAGGAAGCAGAAUGUCAUGUAUAAUAUAUUUGACUGGCCAACGAGACGGCAUGCACGCUUGGUGGUCCUGACCAUUGCUAACACUAUGGACCUGCCUGAGAGGAUCAUGAUCAACCGUGUGGCCAGUCGCCUGGGUCUUACGCGCAUGUCCUUCCAACCGUACACUUUUAAGCAACUGCAGCAAAUCAUCACAUCUCGACUAAACAGAGUAAAAGCUUUUGAGGAAGACGCUCUACAGCUGGUCUCCAGAAAGGUUGCAGCUCUGUCAGGUGAUGCACGUCGCUGUCUGGAUAUCUGCAGACGUGCCACUGAGAUCUGUGAGCACGCCAAUCAGAAGGGUGCAGUCGGGUUGGUUGGAAUGAGUCAUGUGAUGGAAGCCUUGGACGAAAUGUUCUCUUCAUCCUACGUCACAGCUAUCAGGUGUUCCUCACUGCAGGAGCAGCUCUUCUUGCGGGCAGUGAUUGCAGAGUUUCGCAGGUUAGGUCUUGAAGAGGCCACUUUUCAGCAGGUGUUUGUACAGCACCAGGCCUUGUGUCGGGUAGAAGGGCUGCAGCCGGCGAGCGUGUCCGAGAGCCUGGCUGUGUGUCAGAGGUUAGGAGCUUGUCGUCUGCUCCUGCUCGAGCCCAGCCGUCUGGAUCUUCUCCUUCGUGUUCGCCUAAAUCUCAGCCAGGAUGAUGUGUUGUAUGCAUUGAAGGGAGAUUGAGGUGUGAGUGAGGGACAAGACUCACUUACACUUACACACACACUGUGAGACUGACAUUAUUUCAGAAGCUUCAUAUUAAAACCUCAGUGAAGCUGAAAUGGAGUUUAUAUAUUGUUGGAUUUACACCAUCAGAUGAACACCGCCGACUCUAGGUAGUGACAUCGUGCACUUACAAAUUGGGCUUUUCAGUCAGAUAAUUCACUAAUGCAUUGGUGCGGAGCAUGAAAUAGACAAGCGAAGAGAAAAUGUGUUUUUAACAUUGGAGAGCAAGCCUCCCCAUUCUGUACUCACUGCUUAUUGUCCAGGUCUGUCUCAAAGUGUGUGUGGGAUGAAUGUUGUAGCUCGGUCAUGAGCCAAAUAAUUUUAUAAUGUUUAUGUUUUUACUUUUAAUAUCAUUGAACUACAAAAUAAAAUGAAUUACUAUUAAAUAAAUAUUGAAAAUCA
Molecule: messenger RNA, 3491 nt
Organism: Tachysurus fulvidraco (yellow catfish)
Lineage: Eukaryota; Metazoa; Chordata; Actinopteri; Siluriformes; Bagridae
Gene: orc1
Product: origin recognition complex, subunit 1
Exons: 19
Coding region: 297-3047 (916 amino acids)
Biological process (GO): mitotic DNA replication checkpoint signaling; DNA replication initiation
Cellular component (GO): nuclear origin of replication recognition complex
Molecular function (GO): DNA replication origin binding; ATP hydrolysis activity; ATP binding
Source: RefSeq, a predicted model, not a curated record